AUGAGGGCGCGAGCGAUCGCGGUCGGCGCGGAGAGGUCGGACGCGGGAUCGAAACGGAUGGAAAAGUCGGCGCCGGCGACGGUUGGGGAGACGCCGCGCGGGGGGCGGGCGCCGGCGAAGACGAGGACGAUGGGGUUGAGCGUCGAUGUCCCGGCGAUGGAUGGGGACGAGGCGACGAGGAGCGCGCCGGCAACGAUAAAGGAUAAAGUUGGCGCGCGCGCGGCGGGAUCGACCGACUGCGUAGUAGAUGAGCCGGCGACGCCGGCGCCGAUGACGCCGAUACCGGACCAGAGCUCCGCUGGCUCGCUCGCUCCUAAGAGCAAAUACACUAAAAAAGUCACGAAGACGCCGAAAAAGGCCGCGACGACGACACCGUCAUCGGUGCAGAGUGGAGCGGCGAACACACAAAAGCCCAGGCGAGAGCGCCGGCCGGAUUCGCGUUUUAUCAAGCGCCGAGACGCCGAGUUGACGGAAUUCCCACCCGGUAUGAUUGUUUGGGUGCGAUUGCGCUCGACCCACAAAGGACAGUGGUGGCCCGGUCGCACGUGGAAGCUUCGACAGUGCGCAAACGCGUACGAUCUUCUUGACAUCAAACCCGAGGGCAGUUUGGCUCUCGUCAAGUUAUUCGGUAGCAACUGCUUUGAGUGGGCGUCCAAGGAAGAUUUAGCGCCGUACGACGCCCAAAGGCAAUCUUCGUACCGCGAAGGUAUGCUACUAUGGUAUAACGAGUCCGCAUCGAGACGAAAAUCACGUGGGAGCGCGCUGAAGGCGCUUCGGUGCGCAGAUGCGGCCGAAGUUGAAGAAUGGUCCGAUCCGUGGUCGACAUCGGAUGCGAGUUCGUCGAGCGACGAAGAGUCGGACGCCGAGGCGACGAACAAGGCAAAUGUACAAGCGCUGGAGUCGAUGAAAGUCGGAUUAACGCCAGAUUGGAUAGUUCACGGCGCGUGUAAAGUGUUUGGACUCGAUCUCCCUACGAUUGAAGCGCCGCUCAUCAAAGGUUUACUCGACCCGUGCACGAAUUCGCAUCUCAGGCCAAACAUUCCCGCAGAAAAAUGUUACGACAAGAAGGACGAUGGACUGAAGAUGUCUAACCCGUGGGCAGGUUAUCACGUCUUGGUGAACCCUCCAUACGAAGCCCAGGUGCAAUGGCGGUUUAUCAAUCGAGCGAUCAACGAAGUGGAGUGGGAACAUUGCCCUGGCAUCAUCCUCGUGUGCCGAAACUCUACCGACACGAGCUACUUCCAACGCCUUCUGCCUUUUCCUCGCAUUCACCUGCGGCGCAAGGCGGUGCAGUUCAAAGACUAUUCGAACUGUCCGAUAGGAUUCGGGAUUUGUGUGUUUUGCAUCGUGUCCCCAACGCAUCCGCAACAGGCUGAUAUUUAUAGCCGCUUUCACGACGAAUUCCACGCCGCCGGCGAGUUUAACAUUCCCGUCGACGGCAAAUUCGUGAAAAGCCCGCCGUUCAUCGAACUCACCACCCGGCUUCACCGAGUGGCGUGCGAAGACUAUCGCGACAGUUGGAUCGCAUGCGAUGUCUGCGACCGAUGGCGCGAGAUUCCGUUUGAUCAAAUGUUAAAGGCGCGCAAAUCCAAGGUUUGGCAGUGCCGCGAUUCGUUUCCGAUGGGCUGCAGCACUCCGCUGACGAAGACAGAAAUCGCUGCGUUUUCAGUAGCCAAGGCGGAGACAAAUACAGUUUUAGUUGCGUCAAAAGUUGAGGGCACGAAAGGCCCCGUCGGCGUGUACGCUGCGGAAACGCGCGCGGGAUCCUCUGUCGAAGCCGUCGACGAGCAAGAGUCUCUGACGCCGCUCGACGGCGCUCUGGCGAAUCAAAGCACGCGGGUGGAUGAGUACAGCGAGAUCCGUGAGAGAGAAGAACGAACAAAUGAGUUUCUUCAGAGCGGUGGUAAGCUUCACGGACUCGGGUGUCCGUGUAACUGGGAACCGUGUCGCGAGCGGCGGCAAAAGGAACAAAAGAUUCUCAGCAAGCACUUCCCGGGUUUACGCGUCGAGUGGGAAAAGAUGCGCGACGAGAUCACGAACGUGCUGACCCCGUUCGAGCGCGAACGACUGGAAAAGAUUGAAGCGAACAAGAACAAGAUGCGGAGCUUAAUGCUCAGUACAGAAGAGCAAGCGACGAUGACGUCGCACAAAGUCGUGCACGCGUCGGCGGCGGAAUCCGCGGCGUUGCGCAUGUGGGAAAUCGCCAAGCGCAAGCACAAAACGAAAACGAGCAACGCCGAGCGUCGCGAACGCAAGGUGAGCUCGCUCAAAGCGCAGCUCGAAGCCGCGGAGACACGCCUGAGCGACAUCAUGGGCGAAGUGCGCGAGGCCAACGUCGGCGUGGACACCGCGCUCAAGGUUCUAGAGGCGAUUCGCUCGCGCGCGACACGCGUCGAGCGCGAGUUCGAUCGAAACAACGCGCGGCUAAAAACAGUCAAAGUCGCGUGCAGGAAAUCAAAUUCCGCGGCAAACAAGAGCGCAGACGCGAUUUGGUCCGACGCCCGCGCGCGCGUCCCGCUCGCCGCCGACGUCGCGCCCCCCUGA
This is a messenger RNA of Ostreococcus lucimarinus CCE9901, 2544 nucleotides long. RefSeq lists its product with no specific name. Bases 1 to 2544 code for a protein of 847 amino acids. The record is from RefSeq and is a predicted model, not a curated record. Gene Ontology annotation, molecular function: zinc ion binding. The transcript has a single exon. Lineage: Eukaryota; Viridiplantae; Chlorophyta; Mamiellophyceae; Mamiellales; Bathycoccaceae.